Oikopleura dioica is the source of this 1041-nucleotide messenger RNA. NCBI's taxonomy places the organism in Eukaryota, Metazoa, Chordata, Appendicularia, Copelata, Oikopleuridae. The record is from the annotation of a GenBank genome assembly.
AUGAGAGUUUUUGCUCUUUUCUUCGCCUUCGCUUCGGCUUUGGACGAGAUGCUCAUGCUACUGAUGAUGCAGCAGCAACAACCGAGUGAGAUGCAGAAUAACCAGCUCAACACGCUUUUCCCACUUUUGAUGCUAAGAGAUUCGAACGGAACUGCCUUCGAGAACCAGCAGCUAUUGAUGAUGAUGUUAAUGCAAAAUGGAGGCCAGCCACUCGAAACCGACUCGCUUCUUCCUCUCAUCAUGUUGAACGACGACAGUGCCGACUUUUCCACUCUCUUCCUCGCUUUGAACAUGUUCCAGCAGGAUUGCGCAACUCGAACCGACACGGCCAUUCAGAACCUCAUGCCAAUGAUGCUCAUGGACAAUGCAGAUCCCAACCACUCGCUUUUGCUCAUGCUCAUGUUCCAGACUAUGGGCGACAAUCCUCUCAGCAUGGACCAAGUUAUGCCUUAUUUUCUCCUUCCUGACUUCCUCGACAACACCAACACCACUGACGAUUCCAACGAAGCCCUCCUCAUGAUGGUUCUUCUUUCCUCAAUGACCGGCGGCUUGGAAACUGAGCAGGGCUUCGCUAACAGCUUCAACAUGCUCCUCCCCCUUCUCCUCGCUGAUGAUGCAAACAUCGCCGACGAUGACAGUCUUCUCAUCCUCAUGUUGACCAUGCAAUCGCAGUCGCCCGAAACCGCCAUCGGCAGCAACAUGAUGCUUCCUCUGAUGUUGAUGAGCGGUGACAGCAGCAACGAAGUCCUCAUGUUCUACAUGAUGAUGCACGGAACCAAGCCCGUUUGCGAGCCCACCCCAGUCGUUCCCGAACCAGCCAUUGUCUACGUUGACCGAGAAAUCACGACUCCAGCGCCAACGCCAGAACCAGUCAUUGUCCAGCGACCUGUUUACAUCCAGCGACCUGUCUACAUUGAGCGCCCUGAGCAGACCAUCUACCGAACUUUCCAGCUUAACCCUGACGGAACAAAGACUCUUAUCAACAGCGAGGAAGGACCAGUCCAAGGCGGUCGACCUGUUGUCGGAUCUCCUGAAUACUAA